Molecule: messenger RNA, 1161 nt
Organism: Durusdinium trenchii
Lineage: Eukaryota; Dinophyceae; Suessiales; Symbiodiniaceae
Source: the annotation of a GenBank genome assembly
AUGCCGCUGGCUUCGUCCUUUCUGGGACAUCCCGCCAUGCUGAUCAGUGGCGCUUCGGCCAAGAAGGAGCUGUGCCUGGUGGCAAAGGAGGGCAUCCCUCAAAUGGAGACCUGCGAGGAUGCGGUGCGCGCCGGCGAUGGCCGCGAGAUCUGGCAUCUCUCGAAGGGGGCGCUGGUUGCCUUGGAUGGGCGCUGCCUGCUACGCCAGGGCCGCAACUUGCGCUUGGGCAGCUGUGAUGAGCAGCCGGGGCAGGUUUGGGAGCUCUUGGGCACGGACCAAUUGCAGCUAUCUCCAGGUGGGCUUUGCUUGACGGUCUCUGCAGAGCCUUCCGUGGAUGUGGCCCAGAACCAAAGUGCGCAUGCCAGCUCCAGCAUUGAUGCGUACCACACCGCGGCCCAAGCGGUGGAUGGGAACGACUCCAGUUACUGGGCUGCGGACCCAGAGGCGGAGACGGCGAUGUUUGAGGUGGCCUUCCCUGCUGCGAAGUUGAAGGUUUUAGAGAUCAACUGGGAGUCCGUGCCGGAUUCCUUCAAGCUGCAAACUUCCAUGGACGGCCUCCAUUGGCGAGACGCCUAUUCGGUGCACGAGAAUCUGCUGCGUGCGCAUCGUUCGCGGAUCCACUUAAAGGGAGUGGAGGCGAACAGCGUCCGGCUGCAGGUGCAUGGGUCGGAUGGGAUUGGCAUCCGAGAGUUUAAGCUCUUCUCCUUGAAGCACUCGACUGGCCUAGAGAACUGUCAGACUCCAAAGAUGGCCAGGGACAAGUGGUUCUUAAGCAGCGUGGCCGAGUUCGACCCCACCGUGCGGCUUCGGACGCCGGCGCCGGUCAGCUCGAACGCUGUGACCGAUGAGAGCUGGGUCGUGGAUGGCCGACCGGGACAAAGACUGGUCGCCUCUUUUACGGAUGCCCUCUCGCCUGACGAGCUGAAGCCCUUGACACAGUUCCGGCAGCAGCACCGGCGCACCUUGGACGGCUUCCUGUGUGCGGCAGCCUUUGUGCAGGAUGGUAAUGUUUAUACCAACUGCACGGAUGCUCCCACGCCUGAAGGAGGCUCGGGUCGCGAGUGGUGCUACUUGGACCCUCAGCUGCAGCAGGACUUUGGCUCUCCCAGUUGGGGCUACUGCGCUCCAGUGGUGGACUACGAUGCACUGCGCCGCCAAUGA